CACCUUUUUCUUUUCUUCUUUUAUUUUUCUGGGCAAUUACCUCCAGGCAUACACACCAGCCAUUCAGCAUUGUCCCUCUGUCCUUUGAAGUAGACUUGCAAAAGCAAUGUUUCCAAUUCCUAAUGGCCAAACAGAUAGCUCAUACAAAGGCCAACUUACACCAGAUUUCUUACUGAAUAAGUUCUACAACUUAAUUUCCGAGUAUGGAAACAGCAGCAGUGAGGCACGAAAGAAUGUUUUAAAGAAUGCUGUUGCAUGCAUCGAUGAGCUUAUAAACUGCAAUGUAAACCUUUCUAAAAUUUUGGUCGAGAUUUGCGGUCGCACGACUAAAGAUAACUAUGAGAUGCAUGGCAGGUUCCUGAAAGCGCUGCUUGACUCUGGACAUGUGCGAUGGGCGCCAUCUCAGUUGGUACCAAGUUGGGGCCUCAAUCGAGAAGGGAAUCCAGUCUCUUUAUUUCUCGACAAGGCCAAGGCAUCCUCCCGAGCCAUUGUGCUUGCGAAGAUUACGAUUGAUUACUAUAUUCGUAUGGCCAAAGAAACAAAAGACUUGAGUGUUGCUUCACCAGUCUUGAGCUCGCUACAUGAACUUGUUCAACUGCAUGAACUGCACUCGGACCUAGUUUAUGGAACUAUCAGACAGCUGUCUUUUAUUCCUGUCAAAGACCCGUCCAUUAUCAUUGAUAGGGCAGUUGUUGCGCAUCCUCCGAGGUUUCGAUGGAUGUUUCUAAAGCCCGAGAACCAACCAUUGCAUAAAUGCAAGAAUCCUGUUUUUCAUCUAGGCGACUCAUCUCAACUUAACGUGUCUGGAUCUGCUCCAAGGGAUGAAGGCUUCACGGUCGAUAUCUUUGCUGCCUCGUACGAUAUGUUAUGGCGUCGCCCAGUAGAAACAUCUGAAAGCGGUAGCAAAGCGCAAAAUCCAUGGCUCCAGGCCGUGUAUAGUACAAUCCAUAGGUUCAGGAUGAAAUCCAAACCAGCUGUCGAAUGCCAUGCUUUUACUCCUGAAAUGUUAGAUAACCCCGCAAUUGCAGCUCUGAUCGAAUACAAGUGGUAUAAUAUACUUUUGAAAAGCCUAAAUCUUGUCUAA
This is a messenger RNA of Lobosporangium transversale, 1084 nucleotides long. RefSeq lists its product as hypothetical. Bases 107 to 1084 code for a protein of 325 amino acids. The transcript has a single exon. Lineage: Eukaryota; Fungi; Mortierellomycota; Mortierellomycetes; Mortierellales; Mortierellaceae. The record is from RefSeq and is a predicted model, not a curated record.